AUGCCUGGUCCCAUCACCACCGAGGGCGAGGCACCUACUACGCCAAAUCACAUCGAACUCGUCGAGGACCCAGAACAUGCCAGCAAGGCAAACGGCCCCAGCAGCCCUCCCUUGACCGACAGCAAGGGCUGGGAUGGCAAGCUGCGCAUAGACCGCAACGCCCUGCUCCAGAAUCCAGAGGCCAUCUCGGAUCCAGAAUACUCGGACGAGGAGAACGUCUUGGUCGGCGACGAGAUCUCUGCGGACGAAGAUCUGCUCGACGGUGAAGACCCCGAAGUUGACGACAUUACCCUUACACACUCGCGGAUCGGCUCCAUCCCUGCGCUCAAACUAGAACGGUUCACAAAAGUCGUGCGUCUCUGCCUGCGACAGAACCUCAUCCAGCACCUGGAAGGCCUGUCUGGCGUGGGCGCGACACUAGAGGAGCUCGAUCUCUAUGACAACCUUAUCUCGCAUAUUCGCGGCCUCGAUGACCUCGUCAACCUGACGUCUCUCGACCUCAGCUUCAACAAGAUCAAGCACAUCAAGCACAUCAGUCAUCUGACCAAGCUCACCGACUUGUACUUCGUGUCGAACAAGAUUAGCACCAUAGAGGGUCUCGACACAUUUGUCAACCUGCGCCAGAUCGAGCUCGGCUCCAACAAGAUCCGCGAGAUCAAGAACCUCGACGCACUCAAGAACCUGGAGGAGCUCUGGCUGGCGAAGAACAAGAUUACAGAGAUCAAGGGCCUCGGCGGACUGCCCAAGUUGAGACUGCUCAGCAUACAGUCCAACCGGAUCAAAGAUCUCUCGCCACUUCGCCAGGUGCCCCAGCUGGAGGAGCUGUACAUCUCCCACAAUGCCCUGGAAUCUCUAGAGGGCCUGGAGGAGAACGUCAACCUGCAGACCCUGGAGGUCUCGAACAAUGCGAUCAAGAGUCUCAAGGGCAUCGGUGGCCUCAAGCUGCUCGAGGAGGUCUGGGCUAGUUACAACCACAUUGCCGAUUUCGCCGACGUUGAACGCGAGCUCAAGGACAAGGAGCACCUCACUACGGUUUACUUUGAGGGUAACCCGCUGCAGCUCAGACAGCCUGCGCUGUAUCGCAACAAGGUCCGCCUGGCCCUGCCGCAGGUCCAGCAGAUCGAUGCCACCUUUGUGAGAGCCUGA
Messenger RNA from Microdochium trichocladiopsis, 1146 nucleotides. RefSeq lists its product as uncharacterized. The transcript has 3 exons. Gene Ontology annotation, molecular function: protein binding. The coding region runs from base 1 to 1146 and encodes 381 amino acids. The record is from RefSeq and is a predicted model, not a curated record. NCBI's taxonomy places the organism in Eukaryota, Fungi, Ascomycota, Sordariomycetes, Xylariales, Microdochiaceae.